CGACGGCGAAAACGCGAGAUUAAUCUCGCACUCUCGCCGUCGCGAUUUCGCUCCCUCGCCGUCGCGUUUUCGCAUUCUCGCGUUCUCGACCUAAAGUCGAGAACGCGAGAACGCGAGAUUAGUCAUUAACGGCCGUCCUCGCACUCUCGCUCCCUCGCGUAAGGAAGUUCCCAUAAUUUCACAUGCGUGUUUAACUCAAAGCGUCUGGAGGAUCGGGGUCCUUUUCCGAAUUCGAUUCGGCAAAUAAAAUGGCUUCAAGUUUCGAAGAUACCAGGGAUGAUAUAUUGAGGGAUUUGUUCUUCAAAGAUUACACAAAUUUGGAAAUGCAAACAAAGCUGCACUAUAAAGGAAUUAGUAUGAGUAGUCGUUCAAUAAAAAGACACUUGAGGAGACUGGGUUUGAGGCAACGUGGAAGAUGGAGUACACAAGAAAUUGUUACGGCAAUUCAGGAAGAAAUAAAAGGCAGUGGUCAAAACCUGGGAUACCGCAGCCUGACUAAGAGACUUUUGACAAAGCAUGGCAUGGCAGUUGGAAGAAAAUCAGUAUCUAGCAUUCUUAGGCAAAUUGACCCAAAAGGUGUGGAGCUUAGGACACAUCACUGCCUGAUCAGGAGGACAUACUACAACAAGGGGCCCAACUUCCUGGUCCAUAUAGAUGGGUAUGACAAAUUGAAGCCUUUUGGAUUAGCCAUACAUGGAGCCAUCUGUGGAUUUUCACGACGUGUCUUAUGGUUAAAAGUUGCCAGAACCAACAAUGACCCAAGAGUGGUUGCCUCAUACUUUCUAGAUUUUGUAGAAGAGAUAAAUGGAGUUCCAAGGUGUAUUCGGGCAGAUGGUGGGACAGAAAAUGGUAGUGUGGAAGAUACUAAAGCCUUGAGAUGGUAUGACGAUGAUGAUAUGAGUGGAGAAAAAAGUGUAAUAAUUGGUAGCUCUACUUCAAAUCAGAGGAUUGAACGCUGGUGGAGGUCAAUGCGGCAGAUGGGGAUUGGGUUUUGGAUCGACUUUUUCAAGGAUUUAGAAUAUCAAGGCCUUUUCUCCAAUGCAAUUGAGAUGCACAUGGACAGUGGAUUACAAAUUUUCAGUGAAAUUAAGUGAUGUGGAGUCCUUGAAGAGUUUCUGUAGUUAUCCAAGCUGCUAUGGAUGCACAGAGGAGAUAAAGGAACACUUCACGUCUAUUUUGCUUGAAGGUAGAAGAAGUGAGCCUAUAAAUUCUGAAGAUGCAAAGGAACUGUUCCAAUGGAUGUUACAAAAGAUAUAGAUUGGAUAAGUUGACAAUGUGAUGAGGAUUGUGACAAUAAUAGUUUAUCCUCAAAAACUUUAAAGAUUAACAAAAACAAGAGGCCCAAAGGACCUUAAAUGGUUAUCGGACUACAUGGAGUAUGUCAAACUUCAAAAAGUAGUAUAACCCAUAAUGGUUGACAUGUUGGAUAAAUGUGACCUUAAAAGUAGGUCAAGCUUAUUCAUUUGAAUAAAAUUGGUAUUCCUCCAUCCCAGCAAGCUACAGGCCCAACAUCAGGUCUCUAUAUAUAUGUAUCUAGGUUAUUGAGAAGUUUUUUUUAAAAUAUCAUAGCCUUUUUGACCCCAGUCACCUUGAAAGUGGGUCAAAGUCAUUCAAUUAAACAACAUGGUGGGGCUUUGCAUCAGUAUGGUACAGGCCCAAUAGGUCAGAUGACCUUAAUAAAGAAAUAACAUGA
Pecten maximus is the source of this 1693-nucleotide messenger RNA. RefSeq lists its product as uncharacterized. The record is from RefSeq and is a predicted model, not a curated record. Gene Ontology annotation, molecular function: nucleic acid binding. Lineage: Eukaryota; Metazoa; Mollusca; Bivalvia; Pectinida; Pectinidae.